AUGUUAACAUUUGUAAAAGUUUUAGACAGUAUUGAGAAAGUCUACUUAUUCAUGAUGAGGUCGGUCGAGUCGUACACAGAGAUCGAAAAGCGACUUGAAGAAAUAUCUGCUCUUGAAAAUCAUGACACCAUUACCCAUCGGAAUAUGCUGUUCAUCACGAAACACGAAAAAGAAAAGCCUGGAAGGAUGAGAAUCGUUCAAGAUACAAGCUACUGGUUUUGGUAUCCGGAUGGUCUUCGAAAAUACAAGGUUGGCCCGAUUCAAGACGAAAACCAGCCAGAAGACGUCAAAUCGAACGAGUGUCCAAUCGGCCUCCAGUGCCGCGAUCCGGCUUGCGCUGCUCGAGGAGUCAUUUACGUCACUGAUGCUGAUUUGAGGGGCAAAAAGAGGACUUACGACAAAGUUGGAAACUACUACCAUUCAUCCGACUGCGACAUCGACCAGACGUACCCAAAGCGCUCGCUCUUUGAGUGCUACUCACGAGUCAGCAUUAGUGGCGAUCAUUCUUGCAAAGCAAUCAAGAUCAAAGACGGAUUGACCGACGUGGUACGAGAUCAUGUCUUGGCGCGUGAGAAGAUGCCCGAUCUUCCCGAAAAAGACGAAUUCGGCUAUCAAAUAUUUCAUUCGAUCGAAGACAAAGUUUAUGAAAUAAAAACUGAUGAAGAUCCAGCAUGGAGACCAGGUUCUUCAAAAGCGAAAACGACCAAGAAGAAGAAUGAUCGGAAAAGAAAACAAGCUGACCGCGCGGAUGAGGACUCGGCUGAGGAAGGAACUUCAAAGAAAGGAAAGCCAAAGAAAGCAUAA
Molecule: messenger RNA, 804 nt
Organism: Oikopleura dioica
Lineage: Eukaryota; Metazoa; Chordata; Appendicularia; Copelata; Oikopleuridae
Source: the annotation of a GenBank genome assembly